Molecule: messenger RNA, 3073 nt
Organism: Polyodon spathula (Mississippi paddlefish)
Lineage: Eukaryota; Metazoa; Chordata; Actinopteri; Acipenseriformes; Polyodontidae
Product: zinc finger protein 397-like
Exons: 3
Coding region: 177-1748 (523 amino acids)
Biological process (GO): regulation of transcription by RNA polymerase II
Molecular function (GO): DNA-binding transcription factor activity, RNA polymerase II-specific; RNA polymerase II cis-regulatory region sequence-specific DNA binding
Source: RefSeq, a predicted model, not a curated record
ACAUGGCUACUAUAGUUUAAGAGCUGAACUUGUUCACAGGCUCGGCUUAGUUUAAUCAGCAACUAUUCGUGUUCAAGACGAUUGCUGAGAGUUCUGUAAAGAGAAGAGCAGACUGCGAGUUUUCCAGUAUAAACAGUCUUCCCCAGAGCAGAAGAAAAGCCGCUGUGUUUGCAUUAAUGAAAGAGGGGAGAGUGAGGCCCGUCUCUGAAAUGAAAGAAGAGAUGGAUAUGCGCGCAUCCUCCGCGUCUCUCCUGGAAGAAGAACUCGCCUCUGCUAUCGAGCCUGCAGUGAAAGCGGCUGUGCUGAGCGUCAUGUCUGCAUUAGCAAAGUUCGUGGACAGUAAAUGUGCAGUUUUCCACCUCAGACUGGACGAGAGAGACCACGAAUUCGAAAGCGUGAGAUUGCGAUUGGAAAUAGCGGAGAGCGAGUUGAACGCGAUGCGGGGCGGAGAAUACACGAGCACUGGCGAUAAAAACUUUACGCAAUCUCUCACCAGCACUAAAACACUAUACCCCGGGAGCGACAGUAUUGUUGCUCACGGGCUGCCAGCCACUACACGCGAUUACUCCACUCUACCAGCUCAGCCAGUCCGGGAGCCGGAGCCUGCAGUCCACACCGCACUGAAAAACUCCCGGGUUUUAAUCCACGACGAUGGAAGGUAUUCCAAACAGGACCUGCUGAUGCGAGGCGAUGAACAGAUGGGCCACACAAGCACAGCGGGGUGGAGAAGAGCAGUGGAAGGUCCUGCACAGAGAAAUGCUCUCCCUCCUGCUGAGGAAGGGUCGAAGGCAGAAUCAGCUCCCAUUCAAGAGGAGCUCUUUGCCCAGGAAUGGUGCAGGAGUCCAAAGCAGGGUACAGAGCUGACAUCUAUUGAAGGGAAGGAGGAGGAGGAACCUGCACUAGAUCCUGAGCACAUUAAUGAAGAGAUCCCUGGAAUUGAACCGGUCAUCAUUAAAGAGGAGGUUCCUGAACUUGAAUCUGACCCCGUUGAAGAGGGGGGUUCAGACCACUUUGACAGACGGCAGCAAAUUCACACAGGAGAGAAACUGCAUCUUUGCCUUGUAUGUGGGAAGAGUCUCAGUACAUCAACGGAGCUGAAAAGACACCACCGAAUUCACACAGGAGAAAGGCCGUACUGCUGCUCUGAAUGUGGAAAGAGUUUCAAUACCUCUACAGAUCUGAAAAGACACCGUCGCUUUCAUACAGGAGAGAAGUUACACCAUCUUAAAACACACCAGCAAAUUCACUAUGGAAAGAAACUGUUUCACUGUAAUGUAUGUGAGAAGAGUUUCACUCAGUUAGGAACCCUGAAAUUGCAUCAGAGAAUUCACACAGGAGGGAAGCUGUAUCACUGCACUGACUGCACAAAGGAUUUCAAUACAGCAGCAGAGCUCAAGAUACACCAGCGAUCUCACACAGGAGAGAAACCGUAUCACUGCACUGAGUGUCAGAAGAGUUUCAAACAAGUAUCACACCUCAAAGCCCACCAGCGAAUUCACACAGGAGAGAAACCUUAUAGCUGCACUGAGUGUGAAAAGAGUUUCAAACAAAUAUCCCACCUUAAAUCCCACCAGCGAAUUCACACCGGAGAGAAGCCAUAUAGCUGUGAAUACUGUGGGAAGAGAUUCAAUCGGGCAGGAAAUCUGAUGUCACACCUUCGGGUUCACACAGGGAAGCAGUCGACUUGUGACAACCGCCCCAUAUGUGCUGCAAUAAACGCAGCCUCUGCUUUAUUCUUAAAUGAAUAGCAGUAAGCCUGGCCAGUGUGCUGGUUUGUAGAAGUUUUCUAGUUCUGCUAUGCAUUUUUUCCCUGGUAUGUUCUUCAUUUUUGACCCUUUUGGCUGCCCGUAUUAGGGGGCGGUGCUUAUUACCCUUUGCAGGCCAGUUCAAAAAGAGAACCAGCUCGGUAACAAGAGGAUGCUUUUUCUCUCUCCGAUUCACCUUGCCAUUCUUAUUUUUAUUAGAACUUUUGGUAGAUGAGGAGUUUCAUUUUGUUAGUCUGUCUUUUAAAGGCAUUUCUAUUCAUUUGUUCAGCAGUAUUUUAUUUUGCUAUUUGAGUCUUCUGCUGUGUUUAGAUUUUGCUAUGUGCACAGCCAAGCUAACUAACUGUUUCUUUUUUCUGUAUUGUGUGUUUUUUUUUUCUUCUUGGUUAUUUUGUGACUUUUCUUGGGCUGUUUUGGAGCCUUGUUCUGUUGCUGAGGAAUACCAUUUGUCUGGACUUAUAAAACUACAUAGUUUAAAGGAAUUUGAAGGAAAGACCUCUACACAGUGGAUUACAAACAACAUUUGGGUGAGAUCAAACCUUUUUUGUUUCAUUUUUGUAUUUGCAGUUUUUCUUGAAUGGCCAUUUUGUUUUUUCACUGGAUUCUUUAUUUUUGGAGUAUUUCAUGAAAUCGUUUUGGAUUUGUUUUGUUUUUCAUGAAGGAGACUGAACUGUGGUUAGAUUAUAAUUAACCGUUUUCUGCUACCAACUGAACUAUGGUUAAAUUAUAUUUUAAUUAACCUUAUCUACUUACCUUUUAUUGGCAAUUGCUGGUUAAACCAAUUUACACUUUACGCAUUGUGUGCUUCUGCUUUGCAAGUGUUGCUAGUGUUUGCUGUUAUACUGUUUAAUGUGUUCUAUGCUCAUAUGGUUCUUGCAUCACUUUCAUGUUCUAGACUUACUUCCAUAAACACUUCUUUGGGCUAAGCAUACUUCUCAGGUCCCCUUUAAAUCCCUCUCUAACGCUGUAAUUUAUUACUUAGUGAUUCCCAAAAAUUUGAAUGUUUGCUUAUGGAUUCAGUAUACGCAUAUGAUCUAUGUGUCAAGUAGGGAUACUAAGGAAGUUUGUUACAGACUAACUGCACUAAAUGAGAGAGAUUUUAUUUUCCACUCCCUGUUGAAAAUGCAUACAAUAUCCAGACACUUCACUAGGAGUAGCAGCACUGUACCUUCAUCACAAGAGGACUCAGUCUAGUGGAAACUGAGAGUAUACAAGACCCUGAGAUGCAAUUGGACUUUUUGAUCCCUUUCUCAAACUGAUCUUAUCAUCUUCUGAUCCUUGAUUGUCUGAGUUAUUAAAAUGAAAAUCCU